This is a messenger RNA of Anolis carolinensis (green anole), 2451 nucleotides long. It is a transcript of the gene tbata, whose product is annotated as thymus, brain and testes associated. Bases 170 to 1309 code for a protein of 379 amino acids. The record is from RefSeq and is a predicted model, not a curated record. The transcript is spliced from 10 exons. NCBI's taxonomy places the organism in Eukaryota, Metazoa, Chordata, Lepidosauria, Squamata, Anolidae.
GUCAGGAGAAAGGGUUACCUAGCAACUUUGACACAGGAUUCUCUUGUGUACAGAAGUGGGAUUAUUUUGCAGACUUUCACCAGACAGCAGUGAAGGGGGAAAACACCUCUUUGCCCCAUGGCUGUAGCAACCCUUUAAAUGAACCAAAGAAACAAUUAUUCAAGUGGAAAUGGAGAAGCUGAAAAGUCCAGUGACCAGCCCCUACAAAGGAAAGGACAUCAUAGCUUUGGCUUGGAAACUGAAACAUGUGGCUUUGGACACUCCUCUUCAGUUCAGCGCUCAGGCCUUGAGACCCCAAUCCAAGAGCACUGCUCGGUUUGGCAGCCUCAGCCAUCACUCUUUCUUCUCCCGGCAUAACCCUCACCCACACCGAGUGACUCAUAUCCAAGGCUUGAAUGGCGCUCCUGUUUGCACAGUUAAUGAUGAAUGGAACAUUCUUCCACCACAUCCAAUGAUGAAAAGUCAGAUUUGUACUUCUGUUUUGGGGGUUUGUGGAAUCCAAAGGCCCAUUGGAGAUCCACAACCUAUUCCAGUCCCAAGGCUAUCAAUAGGCUCUUUGUCAGAUGCAUGGCGAGAAGAACUGAGGGAGCUCGCUGCAAGAGUGACUGCUACUUCUUUCACUAAGAAAGAGAAAAAGGAGACAGCAGCAGACAGGGCUUUGUGUUGUCGAAGUCUGGGUUGCUGUGAGUUUUCUGGACUGUAUGGCCAUGUUCCAGAAGCAUUCUUUCCUGACGUUUCACCCACAUCUAUGGCAGGCAUCCUCAGAGGUUGUGAGACCGAGAAGUCACGGAGAGAGACACAAUACUCAGAAGAAACAGGACGCCUUAUUCCACCUCCUUCCCGAGCCAUAACUCGUCAUUCAUCCCACCGUACACAUAAGAACAAUGUCAAGAAUAAAGGCAAAGAUGCUACGAUGACUUUUCAGGACCAAGAACUGAUAAUUUUGGAAAUGCUGUGUCAGAUCCUGCAGACAGACUCCUUGACUUCUAUUCAGCAAUGGCUCCUCACUGCUGGUCAAAGAGAUAAAGAUCUUGUCAUGGGAUUGUUGCAGAUUGCAACAGCCAACCUUCAGACACAGGAGUGGACCACUAACAUGGAAGAGAAUUGUCCACAGUUGUCCCCAAAUACCUCAAGCUGCUCCUCUAGCCUAUGCAACCUUGGGAAAAAUCACUUGAGAAGAGUGUGCGUAAAGACACAAAAGCCAGAGCCUAUCCCAGAAGAAGAGAAACCAGUACAUGUCGGCACUGCAGAAGUUCUUCAGUUCCACUCAAAUCUGAAUGAAAAGCAAAAACAACCAGCUACUAAGUAGAAAAUGAUGUUCUUCCUGCAGCUCCAGUACUUGCUGUUACCUGCUUGACUGUUUCCCUCCUGAUAUUCAGCAAAUAGCAACAUGGCUACAUGAAACAGUCCAGUAUUAGAAAAUGGACUAUAUUGUCUCGUAGUACAUAUAUAUUAUAAUGUGUACAUUUUAGGGAUUGACAAGAGUUUCUUUACUGAGACUCAAGUAUUUUGAGGAUGCCUCCUGAUGGACAAAAGUGAAUGCUUCCAAUCAAAACGCACUGUAUAGCAUUUCUCUUUUUCUUUUUAACAGAUUUACCAUUAAAAUAACAAUGAGGGAAGAAACAGUGAGGGUUAUAAAUGGAAUUCAACAUAUUAAGGAAUCCUUUAUUCACUCCCAUUCAUAAAUUGCAAAAUAGUGCAAUUGCAACAUAAAAAAACUUGUCCGGAAGCACACCAAAAGGAAUUAUAUCACAACCACUUGUAACUGAUGGCACUAUCUUAUGGAGAUGCAAAAUAUGUUGUUUAGUAAGGCAUUUCAGAUUUAUGGCUAGAAAACUUUAGGACUACAAUAGCUAAGAUUCUAAUAUUUCACCAACCUACAAAUCUUAAGAGUGUGUUGAACAGAGUUUCUGCAACUAUGAUGUGAUGAUACCCUUUUAAAUUCUUGAAAAGAUUUGGAUCUGCUAUAUCCUACUAUUCCUUCUUAAUAUUUGACAAAAUCCAUCAAGGAUUCAUUGCAUAUUAAAUAUAGUAGACAUAUCAUUGAUGAUACAGUCCCUAUUGUGGGAUGACUCUGAGAUCAGUAAAUAAGAGUGGAUAGUGAGUUAAAUAUGUAGUCAGUUUAGGCUGGUAUGUAGGCUUUAUUGUAUGUUGAAGUGUGACUAUCACCUUUCCAAAGUUUUGAAGAAAUAUAUGAGCUUGAUUUUAUCCCUGGGGUUUAUAAAGCAUAGGCCCAAGAGUGUGAUCUCUUUCAGGUCAGUGAUCUGGCUAGUCUGUUGUUAAGCAGCAGAAAAAAAUCUGAUUGCAGAGGACAGGAAGAGGAAUGUUCUAUAGAAAACAAAAUAUUGGAAUAGGACAGAGAAGAUCAAAACACUGAUCCUUAGUCAUGAAGCUCAAAUGGGUGAAAUUGGACCAAAUAAUCAAAUCAAAUAAAUAUAUCAAAACAUAGAA